UUUUCACAGCCGAACAGUAAUGCGGUGUAAACAAUGUUGCACGCUCAUCAAUCAGUUUUAAUUGUUGCUGUACUCGAUGUACUUUGAGCAAGACAUUUUUCAUGUCCUUAGAUUACCUAUGUUUCAAGCUGAAUAAUAAAGCUGAUGUGAAAUAAUUACAAGUUUCAGCACAGUCUCUUUCACAAGGAGAGACAGACAGAGAGAAAGAGAUGACAGAUGAUUUACUAAAACUUGAACAAAAUUUCAUGAGAAUUAAACUGGUAUCCUUUGUAAAAGUGACGAUGGAGUGUGCAGUUUUCCCAAGAGGGAAAAAGUGGGAGGGCAGAUCCCACCUUUUAUUAGCAUGCAAGAUAGUCCGUACGCCGCAGGUAGACUGGUAGUACCACUGGUACUACUGGUAGGGGGCCGUCUACCAGUAAUGUACGCGUUGAAAUAAUACUGGAGCGUCUCGAAACGUUGAGUUUUAACAGUUUUUCUUUACUUUUUUUUUUUAAAUUAAACCACGAAUCAUGAGAGGGUCAUUUAACUCGAAUGCGCGCUGUUUGUAUAUUAAAAUAAAGCCUCUUUCAACGAUCUGUGAUAUUUUAGGCGUGAUCUCAGGUGGAAUGCCGAUAUCAUGCAAAAGUGCUUAUUUCGCAUCGUUUACACUUGUGUUAUCUCCAACGAAUAUCUUAUGAAGCCGAAAUAGAUCGGUUAUCGGCGUUCACUCCAACUUGGACAACUUGCCAACUCGCCAGGCGUGCAAGCAGUGUCGAAUUGAAAAUGGACGGAGUAAUAAGUACACGUGCAUAUGUGGUGCAUAUGUAUAAGCUCGAAAAGGCAGAGAGACAGUAGUUUCCUUAUUCUAUUCGAGAAACUCCUCCGAGAAACUUCUCCUAAGUUCGUUAAAUCACUUGAAUGGGUGAUGCGUCUUUGGGCAAAGUCAACGGAAUGCCGUUGACGUUUUUGUUACUUUCUUGUGCAAUUACUACUAUCUAUGGAUUUCAUCUCCCAGAAGCUCUGGACACCGCGGAAUGUCUAUCGUCGUGUAGAAACGAGACCUGCCCAAAUAACUGUUUGCAACCUACAGGCGGGUUCGAGCCUUCUCCGGGAAUAGAGGAGGAAGCUGGCGCGAACGUUACUUUACACUGUAGAGGAACGAACACCUUGAUAAUUAAACAUAAUCCCGAGAGCUAUGUUAUUCAACGAAGCGUCUCCGUCGACGCUUGGGGUGCAGCCGUAGUGAGCAAUGCCGGAUUGUCGAUAUUUUCAAACUUGACACCAGACACACUUUAUCGUUAUCGUUUACACAGAAUAACACAGCGCGGCUACUCAUUAGCCGAAACGUCCGAUUGGUUUUCAACUUACGCAGUUGAUUACCAACCAAGCCAAAUUCAACACAUUUCACUUGUAAAAAUUCAACAAGAAGAUAAUAACGUGUGCAAACUACAAGCAGAGAUUGCUUUCGAACCUGUUGAAGACCGGAGCUGUAGCUAUGAUGUGUUAACUUGGUCAGGGGAACACGAUUUGAUUCAUUUUAAGAAAAAGAUUUUAGAUUUCCGCUUUCCUCUUAGACACUUACGGUACAAUCAGAAUUAUACUAUAUCGAUCAAAUCGGGUAACGAUGACUUUUCCAAAGUCAGUAAUGCAACGACGUUUACUUUCGUCACACCAUCGUGUCUACAAAUUUUUCCCAAUUUAAGCAUUUGUGCACCUGAAAAGGUAAAAGGUUUGCAAACGGAGUACAUUCGAAAGCAAAGUGAUGGAUCGUAUGACGUUGCAGUUAAUUGGGACAAACCCAUUCUACAGCCGGACAAUUAUACGUUGCAAUUUGACUCGUUUCAAUUCAAACCGCGUUUACUGGUUGUAUCUGGAGAUGCGGUCAGAGCUCUCUUCUCUAACGUCGAUGUGGGACUGCAAUACGAAAUCAAUAUUGUGGCAGAAUCAAUGGGUGGUAUAAGUUCACGAUCGACUAUAUUCGGAAGUGUUGACGAAACAUCAGAACCAUCUUAUCGCGAGAUCAUCGUCACGUCAACAUUAGUGAUUGUUGCGGUGGUGUUUGGAAUAAUCUGUAUACAGCGUCGUAGAAACAAGAAUAAGCGAACCAAUAUGGAAUAUAUGCAUUUUCAGGGCUCUGUGGAUUCUCUUAAGAAACCCUUAAAACGGGAUUAUGCGGGAGAUAGUAGUCUCGCUACUCUUUUGCCUCAUGAUAAAUUUCAACUUGCUCCGCAACAGCUGAAACUUAAAGGUAUAUUAGGCAGCGGAGCGUACGGUAUUGUUAGACUUGCCGCGUUGCAAGAUGAAUUUGGCGUUAGCGCAGACGUAGCCGUUAAAAUGAUGAAAGAUAAUCCAACGGUAGAAGAUAUAACAAAUUUUCAUCAAGAGAUUUCAAUGAUGAAAUCCGCUGGUCAGCAUCCAAACAUAGUAUCUUUAAUUGGAUAUUGCACCCUGAACGAUAAGCCUUUAUUAGUAGUGGAAUAUUGUAGCAAGGGUGAUUUACAAACGUAUUUAAGAACGAUUUGGCAAAAUUUAGUGAAUGCCGUAUUCGAAUGUAGAACUCACUUGAAAUCUAAUGUGGCAACUGUUGCUAAACACAACACAGAUCAAGAACAAUGUGUCUCCAAUUAUAAGAUUAAUACUCGUACGAUCGCCAAUCGCUUGUACGAUAUUCAACAAGAUGUGAUAAGAUACACAGAGAAUAUUACUUCUGCCGAUUUAUUGAAUUUUGCUAGACAAGUAGCUACCGGAAUGGAAUUUUUGUCGUCUAAUCGGAUAGUGCAUCGUGAUUUGGCUGCUCGUAAUGUAUUAGUGCGACCAGAUAGAGUGGUGAAAAUUUCAGAUUUUGGUCUCAGCCGGGAUAUCUAUCGAGAGAAUGUUUAUCGAAAGAAAGGCAAUGGUAAAUUGCCUUUAAAGUGGAUGGCAAUCGAGGCCUUAACACAUCAAAUAUAUACUACUUACAGCGACGUGUGGGCUUUUGGUAUCUUAUUGUGGGAGAUAGUUACAUUAGGUGCCAUGCCGUAUCCUGGUACUCCCACAAAUAGAAUUUUGCAAUUUCUCAAAUCUGGCUAUCGAAUGGAAAGACCGCCGAAUUGUAGUCGAGAAUUAUACAGCAUAAUGUAUUCGUGUUGGAAUAUGAGACCGCAAAGUAGACCUACUUUUAGUGAAUUAAAGCAAAGCUUGGAUAAAUUGCUGAGCAAUUAUUCAGAAAAUAAAUACUUGAAUCUGUGUGAUGUUCUAUAUGAAUCAACUGACGAAAGUAGCGAAUCAAGAUCGAUUAAUGUAUGUUAAAUAUAGAGUACAACUGAUUAAUUAAUUAGCUCAUCGAGAGUCGUCAAUUUUUAUUGUGUGCAAAAUCGUUUAUUUUCUAAUUAUACGUACAAUAAUUUUUGGUAUAUAAUUUCUUCUUGCAGUAUACAUGUGUGGGUGGUUGGAUGGGUGCGUGCAUGCAUGCGUGCGUGCGUGUGUUUGUGUGUGUGUAAGGGCGCGCACGUGUACACGCGGUAUACAAAUGUUACUUGAAAUCUUAAAAAAAACUCAGUGAUAAAUACAUCAACUUAACUGAAGCUUCUUUCUAUUUAUUCGUAGUUAUUAAAUCAUUAAUAAUAUUUUUAUACACAGUAUUCCGUAAUGCAUGUUCAGAGUUUAUACAAAACUUAUUUGAUAUACAUAUGUAUCUUCGAUAUACGCAUCUUGUUUUAAUCACUUCUUUUGCUUUAUCUAGAAAAUACAAGAAUGAGUCAUGUAUAUGAAUAAAGUACUACCAAUUAUA
Vollenhovia emeryi is the source of this 3748-nucleotide messenger RNA. RefSeq names its product tyrosine-protein kinase receptor torso (gene tor). The transcript is spliced from 18 exons. Gene Ontology annotation, molecular function: transmembrane receptor protein tyrosine kinase activity; protein binding; ATP binding. The record is from RefSeq and is a predicted model, not a curated record. Bases 898 to 3267 code for a protein of 789 amino acids. Lineage: Eukaryota; Metazoa; Arthropoda; Insecta; Hymenoptera; Formicidae. Gene Ontology annotation, biological process: cell surface receptor protein tyrosine kinase signaling pathway; protein phosphorylation; positive regulation of kinase activity. Gene Ontology annotation, cellular component: signaling receptor complex.